AUGAACUCCACGCUCGCCACUUCCUUCCUCCAUCUCAAAGUACCUUCUUCUUCCUCCUCCCUCUCCUCCUUCAAUUCAACAUCCCAACUCCCCCCUCUUCUCAAUUCCACCAGGAUCGCCCACCCGCAACCUUCUUCCAUUCCCACCAUUACAGCAUGUCUACCAAACCCACACCCACCCUUAAUCAUCCAGCGCCUCAAAACCCUCGCCAAAGCCGCCGUCUUGAUCGCCGCCUCUGCUUCCGCCGCCGCCCAUUUCUCCGUUCUCCACCCGGCCAAAGCCGAACCCCCUGCAGCAGCCGCAGCUACUCUGGCUGAAGAAAUCCCGGCCACCAUCGAAGAGGAAGAGCAACUGGAUCCACAGAAGGAUGAGGACUCUUCUUCCUCGUCUUCUUCCUCGUUCGCCUCUCCUUUGUCCGAGUUUCUCGUGGGCAACACCGAAGCCGUUGAGUCUCUGAAGUCUCUGCUGCAGCAGAAGCUCGAGAGCCGGGAAGACGAGGAGGCUCUCAAGAUCCUGACCCGUCUCGUCGCCGCCCAGCCCGCGGCGGUGGAGUGGAAGUUCUUGAUGGCGAGGUUGUACAACGAGAUGGGUCAGUCCCAGAAUGCCCGCAAGGUGUUCGAGGAAAUUCUAUCUGUGAACCCUCUGUCGUUCGAGGCUCUUUUCGAGAAUGCGCUGCUCAUGGACAAGAGUGGGGAAGGGGAGGCGGUGAUCGCGAGGCUGGAAAAUGCUCUGCAGAUAGCGGAAGAGGAGAACAAGGUGAAGGAAGCUCGAGACGUGAGGCUGAUAAUGGCGCAGAUACAGUUCCUGCAGAAGAACAUAGAGGAGGCGAUGAGGAUAUACCAGGAGCUGUCGAAGGAAGAUCCCAAGGAUUUCCGGCCGUAUUUCUGCAGGGGAAUGAUCUACAGUCUGCUGGAUAAGAACGAGGAGGCGAAGCAGCAGUUCCUAAAGUAUCGAGAGCUCUCGCCGAAGAAGUUUGAGGUGGAUGGAUACCUGAGGACUCCAUUGUCAAGAAUGAAGGUUUUUGGGCCGAGUGAUGAGAACUGA
Linum tenue is the source of this 1044-nucleotide messenger RNA. Lineage: Eukaryota; Viridiplantae; Streptophyta; Magnoliopsida; Malpighiales; Linaceae. The record is from the annotation of a GenBank genome assembly.